GACCGCGCCACGGGAGGGACAUUGGACGAGUCGUACACCUUCGCACCGAAAACAAACCUACACAGGCCCAAGGGACGAAGCAAUUCCUCGGAGGACUACUCAGUGACAAUGCCUGCUGAUAUUCCUGGUGCCAAUUUGUACUUCGCGGUCCCGUCGGCGUCGCAGGCAAACAGAAAGCCAUCGUUAUGCCACUCCCAACGUUUUCGCAAAAGUCAAAACUCCCGCAGCUGUGCAAAUACAAGCCGCAAUACUCGUUUUUAUGCGGUUCGAGAUGACACCGAGGAGGACUUUGACUUGCCCAAGCAAAGAACGGACGAGGGAGGGCGGUUCGCGGCUCGGGUGGCCGUAGACAUGGGGAAGACACUCUGGUCAUCCUUCCGCACACACCACAACCAGCUUCCAGCUCACCCACAACACUGCGACUCCGACGUGGACCCAUCCCACGGUAGUUUGGAUCAGUCCUCAUCCCCUGCGGUCUCCCCUGAGGAGGCCACUGUUGGCAUCGGGGCGGGUUUCCACAGGAAGAAAACACACUUCCCAUCGCGAGCACCUGUGCGACAUGCAUCUUUCACGACUGCUUCACUUCACAAUCAUGCGCGGGAUGGGCCAAGGGUGGUAGUUGAUGGAUAUAGGGGCAAAGACGCGAAGCACGGAAAUCAUCGCAACGACAACCAGGACGACAGCGAUACCCUUUUGGUACACAAAUCAAGGUCCAUCAAAAACGUCCCCACGGGAGCCGGUGACUGCGAAAAAGGCGUCGAAUCGCCAGGAUUUGAGCUUGAGGGAAAUUCCUGGAGCGUCCGGGUAGGUUUGGAGCGUCCGUUUCCCCCUGACGCCACCGCCGCUGCUUCCCUCUCCCUUCUCAAGUCGAAGCUCAAGCAACGUAAAUCCUCUCCUUCCUCUUCUUCCUCUCCAACCUCCGCCCCUGCCCGCAUCCCGCUCCGCCCCACUAAAUCCGCUCCUCCGCGCUGCUCUCCUCCGUCACACUCGCAGGAGUCAAUUGCGCCGGGAGUAGGGACGGGGAAGGGGAAGACAUGGUCUUGCCUGAACCAAGAUGGUCGUGUGCCGUCGUCCAACGCCCGUGUGGGCCAGAAAAGCGUCCCCCGAACAGCACGCUUUCAGUCACGAUGGCACGACGAAGACGGAGGGGAGGAGGAACCGGACAAGGAGGAGGAAAAGGAAGCAACCUCCGCUUUUUCUUCCUCUCCUUCCCCCCAAGGUACCGUCCACCUAGUCCCAUGUCCUUCCUGCGGCCGAAAAUUCAAUGAACGGGCCCUUUUAGUGCAUCAGCGCGUGUGUGAGAAGGUCUUCCGUUCCACCCGCCCUGCAUACAAUUCACGGCAACACCGCCUGCGUGGCUUCGAGUCCGGAACAGGCCCCAAGGCGGAGGCCUCCUCUUCCUCAUCCAGUCGCUGUGGUCGAGGAGUGGGCCGAAGGAAGAAGGGGGGGAAGGGGAGGGGCAAGGAAGAGGAUACCCCAGAGGACGGAUUCUCCAUGCCAUGUGAACCUUCCACACAAGUCCCGGCGGCCACGCCCUCUUCCUCUGCCCGGCCGACGUCGGAAUAUCGGGCAACAAGGCAUUCCACGCGGAAGGACAAGGAUGACCAGCGCAGCACGGGGUCAUCCUCCCGUCCUGCCUAUCCGGAGCCCGUCCAUCGGAAAGCGUUGUCUCCCAUGACAACCUCUCCCUCUGAACCCAAUUCCCAGGGAAAGAAAUGGUUGGAGCAAUCCCAAAAUUUCCGGACCAUGCUCAGAGCCAACCGUUUGAUCGCGGACGCAGAACGGAAAGGCCGCCCGGUGAGCCCCACAUUGCUUGCUGUGCUUGCGUCAUCUGCCAGUGCGGCAUCAGGACACUCCAACCAACAUCUGAUUCCCUGUCCUCACUGCGGUCGACGAUUCAACGAGCAGGCCGCAGAUCGGCACAUUCCAAAGUGCCAGGAUAUCAAGGCCAAACCGAGCAUGCUGCGCAAGGGAGAGGGCAUCUCUCUCGGGGCAGCCUCACGUAGGAGCAAGGGUGAAGGAGGACGAGGGAGGAUCAUUAACGGGGGGUUGGCACCACGAGGCUCACCGAGAGGGAAAGGACUCAGAGCAGAGCGGAAAGUAUUGUAGUUGAAAAUUUUGAAACAUUGAUAGUGGUCGUUUUGAGCCCGGGUCGUUUUGAGCCCGUGUCGUGUUUUUCUUCCCGCACGGCAUAUGAGGCCGAAGGGGCGUUACCGAAACACACAAGCAAGACAUGCCAAAACUACGCAAAAAUUUAACAAAUGGCGACGCCUAUCAUUUAAAAAAAAUCCCACACGAAUG
This is a messenger RNA of Nannochloropsis gaditana CCMP526, 2301 nucleotides long. RefSeq names its product low-co2-inducible protein. The record is from RefSeq and is a predicted model, not a curated record. The annotation marks the transcript as partial. The transcript has a single exon.